This is a messenger RNA of Theobroma cacao (cacao), 1913 nucleotides long. Its product is annotated as solute carrier family 35 protein (DUF914). Gene Ontology annotation, molecular function: transmembrane transporter activity. The record is from RefSeq and is a predicted model, not a curated record. NCBI's taxonomy places the organism in Eukaryota, Viridiplantae, Streptophyta, Magnoliopsida, Malvales, Malvaceae. Gene Ontology annotation, biological process: transmembrane transport. Gene Ontology annotation, cellular component: membrane.
AGAAAAGAUAUAUUUUUUUAAUUCUUUCUUUGAUUUUUUACUAACAAUAUUUAAGGGCUGGAGAGGAGAUGGUUUUCGUCUUGAAUUUGGCAACGCAACGGAGCCCUUUGGUUCAUUGCUAGUUUUCACGUUGAAUUGGAAAAAACUCUGCUUUUUUAACUGUCAAGCGUAUCGCUUUUGAGUCAUUUCACUACCUACACUGACGUACACCAUUGGUAUGUAUUUGAUAUUUGGAAGCUUUUAAAGGAGUUUUUGCGAAUGGGUCUUUGAGUAUUUUGGUUUUCCUUAACUGGGUGGUGAUUACUUUUUGGUAUUGAGAAUUGCGAGAGAGAGAGAGAGAGAGUUAAAAAGCGAAAAGAAAAUGAUGAGUGUUAAGCAGUUUUGGACAAAGAAGACGUUGGUUGGACUUGGGUUGGGGCAGUUUCUGUCUCUUCUGAUCACUUCCACUGGCUUCUCUUCAUCUGAACUCGCCAAAAAAGGAAUCAAUGCGCCAACAUCUCAGUCGUUUCUAAAUUAUGUACUCUUGACUGUUGUGUAUGGAAGUGUCAUGCUUUACAGAAGGCAAGCACUUAAGGCAAAAUGGUAUUAUUAUGUUGUUCUUGGAUUGGUAGAUGUAGAGGCCAAUUAUCUUGUGGUGAAGGCCUAUCAGUACACAUCUAUAACAAGUGUCAUGCUGCUGGAUUGUUGGUCUAUCCCAUCUGUCAUGCUUCUUACCUUUCUUUUCUUGAAAACAAAGUACAGAUUCAGAAAGAUAGCUGGUGUGAUUGUAUGUGUUGCUGGGCUUGUCAUGGUUGUUUUUUCUGAUGUUCAUGCAGGCGACCGAUCAGGAGGCAGCAACCCUCGCAAAGGAGAUUUAUUCGUUAUUGCUGGGGCAACUCUCUAUGCCAUCAGUAAUGUCAGCGAGGAGUUUCUUGUGAAGAAUGCUGAUAGAGUUGAACUCAUGUCAUUUUUGGGUCUAUUUGGUGCCAUUAUUAGUGCAAUCCAAAUAAGCAUAAUUGAACGCAAUGAACUCAAAUCUAUUCGCUGGACAGCUGGUGCUGCAUUUCCAUUUUUUGGAUUUUCGUUGGCUAUGUUUCUGUUUUACUCAUUUGUCCCGGUGUUACUUAAGAUGAGUGGUUCCACAAUGCUCAAUCUCUCUCUGCUUACCUCAGACAUGUGGGCUGUCUUAAUCCGCAUUUUUGCUUACCAUGAGAAGGUUGAUUGGAUGUACUUUUUAGCAUUUGUUGCCGUAGCUGUUGGGCUUAUAAUUUACUCUGGGGGUGACAAGGAAGAGGAUCAACGCCGAGCUGACGUUGCUGAUGAAGAUGCUGAGAGAAGCAAACAUUUUGAUGAGGAGACUGGUUUCGACAACCUCAAUCGAGGAACUAUGGCUGGAAGCUCGAAAACAGGGGAGACUAGCAAGCAUGAUUGUACCACUAGCACCGGGGCCAGGGAAAUCAUUUCGAACAAAAAUGUGGGAAAGAUAUACAAGGGAAGAAAUCAUGAUAUUACUGCUCCCUCGGAAUAGAGAAACUAUCUACUAUAGGACAUGUAAGAAUGAUCACGCUGAUGACAAGGAAGCAUCAAUUUUGGACAGAUUGUAUUAUCAAAAAGAAAAGAAUGAUGAAUAGUUUGGGGGCCUUAGAGGAACUUGUAAAUGAGUAAAUGCUGUUUUCGUUUCAUUUUAUUGCUUUCACCCUUCUCAUUCCUCUCACUUGGAGCACAAGCAAUUGGUCAACAGCUACAAUUCCAGAAGUUUCAUGGUUUGAAAAACUCUGGGAGAGGCGUUUUCCUCAUAGUUUUGAGGCAAAGGCAAUCGUUGUUUAAACAAUUGGAGGGAAAAGAGAGAAGAAUAAUUGUAUUGCUACAUCUGAGUAAAUACCCUUUUGUUCAAUGAUAAAAGAGGACAUAUGCUUGAGGAAAGUUCUGAACUA